AUGAAUCUGCAAAAGGAAAAGCAACAACCACUCGACUAUGACCCCUGGGAAUUUUUCUACUACUGGUUAGGUACCAAAGUAAAGGACAAUUUAAAUAGUCACUACACAUUUGAACAAGUCAUGGAGACAAUUUACGAUGGAUUUCCCAAGAACAAUGGUAAUAGUAUAUGUACUAAUUUAUACCCUGGUAUAAGCCACAGUAUUUUUGACAUGAGGAAAAUAUUAUUCGAUUUUUCCUACAAUUAUGAUACUGUGCAAAGUGAAGUAAAGCAGGGGAACAAUUCCCGCUGUGAAAAAAUUAACAGUUCCAUGGGAGACAUUAAUUUAAAAUAUCAGAGUAUGAAGGGCACUUGUACAGGCAGCGGUACUGAUCCAUACUGUACUAUAUUUGAAAGUAAGUAUGGGAAAUAUUUUCCAAACGGGCAACCAUUAAAAUUAACAUGCCCUACAGCACCCGAAGUGGAAGAUCCCUCUUCUGGAUUAGCAGUCUCCCACCAGGAGAAUGAGUGCUUAAAAGAGUUACCCUCAAAUAAAGAGUACUAUGAAGAAUUUAAUAAAGGUAUGACCAAUUGUGAUAGUAGCUGGUCGUGGACAAAUCAAAUGAAGAUUGCAUUGGAGAAUCAUACAGAUCUUAAUAAGUAUGCCAAAGAAAUUGUGGGAGCACUGUGUUAUAUAUUGAAGAAAGGAGAAAGUCUAGAUCCAGAAGGUGAGGAAUGCAAGUACCUGUAUUAUUACAUAGGGGAUAUAGUAUCUAGCAGUCCGAAGAGUAGUGAAUUAUCAGGAGUUAUAGAGAAGAUUUAUCAGGAAAUAAAGGCAAAUAAAGAUGAUUUCAAGUGUAUAAAUAUAUACAAUGAUAUUAGCGAAACCAAUUUCAACCGAAUGAAAGUAAUAUAUGAUCUCUCCCAUGACUAUGAUACUGUACGGGGCCAGCCAGAAUCCCCUAGUUAUCCUUGUGAUGAGAGUAUUGGGGGUUAUUUGGACAACUUUUGUGGAGCUUACAGUAAUAUGAGUGCAGUGUGUAAUACAAAGAAUAGGGAAAAAUAUUGUACAGACUUUAAGCAGCUGAUUAAUGGCAGCAAAUAUAAGGACCUAUUAGAACAGGAAUGUGAAGUAGAACGUGAUCCUCAGGCUACGGAAUCAAUUGGUCCUGCGCAUGAAACGGAUCCGAACCUUACUGCCACCAUACCCUCUGUAGUUAGCGCAUAUACUUCUGUAUUCGAUUUGGCAAAGAAUAUCUUUCGGGGUAGUAGCAAUAGAAAUAACAAUAAUAAAAGAAAAAAAAGAAGAACAAUUGAAAGCGACUUUGAUACAUUAACGGAAGACGACGACAACUUAACAACAGAAUAUUCCUCCACACUUGGUUCGACGAUAGGUUCUAUGGAAGAAGAUGCAUCUACCAUAUAUGAUGGUAGGUCACCACCAACAUCCAGAGGAAGGAGAAGGGAAAGGAAUGGAAGACCAGGUCUUCAGAAUAUAAGUUAUGGACGUAUGUAA
Plasmodium coatneyi is the source of this 1494-nucleotide messenger RNA. Its product is annotated as KIR protein. Bases 1 to 1494 code for a protein of 497 amino acids. The record is from RefSeq and is a predicted model, not a curated record. The transcript has 3 exons. NCBI's taxonomy places the organism in Eukaryota, Apicomplexa, Aconoidasida, Haemosporida, Plasmodiidae.